Aphanomyces astaci is the source of this 372-nucleotide messenger RNA. RefSeq lists its product as hypothetical. The transcript is spliced from 2 exons. The coding region runs from base 1 to 372 and encodes 123 amino acids. The record is from RefSeq and is a predicted model, not a curated record. NCBI's taxonomy places the organism in Eukaryota, Oomycota, Saprolegniomycetes, Saprolegniales, Verrucalvaceae.
AUGAAGUCCAAGGCGAAAACGAGGAUGUCCAUGGUGGACAAGCAUGAACUAUAUUCGAGACACUUCAACGACCCUGGCGCUUCCUAUUCUGACUUGGCUAUAUGGGCAGCCACAACGUUUGGGCCUCGACGAAGCCGUCCAAAUCAACCAUCUGAAACACUUUUAAGCACUACCAAACAACGAGUGUUCGAGCCCACAGCAAUGCUAUAUCACAUGAGCGCCGCUGAGCUCAUCCGCAAGCAAGCAUCCAACUACGCCGCCCAGCUUGACGUGCCCAACUCCGAUAUCCCGUCCUAUUCGAAGGGUUGGUUAUACCGGUUCCAGCAAAAGCACGUACUUACCAGCAAAAUUGAACAUGGCGAAGCAGGAUAA